Athalia rosae (coleseed sawfly) is the source of this 2465-nucleotide messenger RNA. RefSeq lists its product as uncharacterized. The coding region runs from base 384 to 1373 and encodes 329 amino acids. The transcript has 5 exons. The record is from RefSeq and is a predicted model, not a curated record. Lineage: Eukaryota; Metazoa; Arthropoda; Insecta; Hymenoptera; Athaliidae.
GCGGUGUCUGUAAAAAAUUAGCUCAAAUAGGCUUGUCUCUCAUCCUCCCUCACACGAUGAAUUCAAUUAUUGCGAUAAAGAGAAAAUGUAAAAGUGGUGAGUGAUUAAUUGGUUGAAAGGUCUUUCCGCCUUUGUUAAACUCCGAGCUGUUCGAUCGCUGCAGUUUUUAUAAACCGAUACCUUCAGGUUUCAUACAUCACUUUUUGAUCAAGAACAAAAAUGAAUAGUUUCACAAACAAAAUGUCCGUGUAGUGUCAGUAAUCGUUUUACAUAAUAAUUUGACAAAAACGAAAAAAAAAUCAACGAUUUCCGGUGUAAAUGGGACAGAGAAAAAUUGGCAGAAAUUCAAUCGGCGCAGGAUAUACGGUAGAUAAGUGAACGCUAUGGCUAUGCUCAUGACGAAGACCCGUCUAUGGGAAUCCGAAGAGUCUGCUGAAUCGAUACUAAAUUCUUACAAAAAUCCAAUCAGACCGAAAAUUCCGUGGAAAUUGAAACCGCCUGGAAAGGAUAAAUCAACUUCCCUCCCUCGCGAGCUGAAGGAUAGUCCGAAAAAGUUCAGUAAAAGUGUUAAAAGAACGAGUUUAUUGGCCGUUCCAAAAUCAAAGAUACAGGAUGCAAACGGCAAACUAGCCACGUGCGUCAACGGGGUGAAGAGGGCCGCACUUCUCUACGAGAUCACCGAGAGAACUAACAGACUCGCGAAGCCAAGAAUUAUUCCAGAUCCUUCACGUAUCGGUCAAACGUCAGGCGCGUCGCUUCCAAUGACGAAAAAAGUUAAGUUGAGGCUCAGCGAAAGAGUUAGCGAACUGUCGAGACCAAAAAUGACUUACGAUCCGCCUACGAAACCUGCUGGUUACAUCGCACCCGGCGCACUCAGGGCCGUUGCUACCCGGCGAAUCCUGGAACUCGCGACCCCAAGGAAAACGAGAUCGCAACGACGCCAGAAAAAGAAUUGGGCGCCUGUUCACGCACCCUGCAGUUCCAGAAUUACUUACUUGGCAAGGCCGAAGCACUCGAUUGAUCGCGGUAGAGGAAAGCAAAAAAGUUUCCUCAGGCGAAGCUUGCCCACACAGAUUUCCCUUCGAACAUGGGAAUUUCCCAGUACCCGAGUUUGGAAGGAAUUAGGCUACUCGGGGAAAGUGUUGAAGAGUUGCGAGAAGGAACGCAAGCUCUCGAGGCUCAAGGGUAGUGGUAACAAGUCCCGUAGAACUACGGCGAAAUCGAUAAAACCAUCUCAGUCCGACCAAAGCGUUUUCUCUUUCACUGGAAUUCGUCGGAAUACAACCAAACGUCGCGGUCGCAAAGCUAAAUAUGUUCGCCCCGCAAAAACGUCUCGAAUCAAGAAGCGUGGCAAAUUCUUAAGUUUCAAAUAACAAAUGUAACCUGGUAUCUUCAAACGAUUCUGCAAUAUGUCAUGAUAAUCCUGAACGUCUCUGCUCUGUAUAAAACUAUGCGAAUGUGAUUUUGGAUUUCGAAUGUCGAACUCACCGCAGAUAAUGUCGAGGGCGGCAAGUUUGGUGUACGGAACAACAUCGAAUUCCGGUUUGCCAAUUUCGUUCCUAAGUCGGGACACGAGAACGGCAGCUUCCCGGAUGGAGCUGCCAAGAUAUUUCUCGAUCACCCCGUUGUGGAAGCUCGGAGUCAACAGCUUCCUGCGUGCGUGCCAUUUCUCACCUGCAAGAAAUCACCAACCUGUACUAUCAGAUCUCACGAAUAGAUUUGUCGAACCGUCGUUAUCGGUUUUAUUCUUUUUUUUUUUUCUUCUCUCUGUACGGAAACUCCUACUACGUGUGCAUUUCGAGAUCAAUCAAAUAAAGUUUGACGAACUUUUGUACCCAUGAUGACUCGGUUUCCGCGCAAAAAUACCAGUCUUUGGGCCUGUGAGUCAAUUUUUGAAAGUUUACGGUACGGUCGCUAUCCACCAUCAAAUUCGUGCAAGACAUGCUCGCGAUACCGGAAAUCACUGUUUCCGCAUUUCUACGCAAUUAUAAAGCACAGCCGAGUACAUCUGUAGAGCGUGUAAGAGUUAGACGAGUGCAGAUGGCGAGUAUAAGCUUCCUGGAGCCUUGGGAAAAUUUGAAUCGGAGCCAGAACCGAUUUCGCGAUUGCAUACAAAGUCGGCGUGAAUCAGCUAUGUAGGUAUGCGUUCAAACGUAAGCCAGCCGGUGUUUCACUCGGUAAAUUCAAUUAGAAGUCUAUUUACGUGUGUUCCGGUAACUUUAACGUUUCCAACAUUUUUCCAACCAUCACGCCUUCGCUUCUCUUCGCAUCUCUCUCCGUCGCUAAAAUUCAAGUCACCCGUUCUCGGUACAAAGUAGAACGUCGCCGAGGGUACUUAUACCUGUGCGUAACGCUCCAUACCGUAAUUUAUAUUAUAGUUUCUGGCGCCGAGUCAAAAUUCCUUUGCACGAAAGAAAAAAAAAAGAAUAUAUACAAAAUAACGUUUGUAGAAAAAAAAAAAAAUA